GGAUAGUGUGUGCAUAUGCCUCUGUUCGCAGUAUGAAAGAGAGAGAUUGCAAAGCAGAAAGAGAGAAGAAGAAAGGAACAUAUCAGAAGCUUCCUAUAGACAGCGUUUGACCAGAAAUAGAAAUUGCUGAGGUUCUGUGUGAAAUUUGGGGGACAAUAGUAAUUUCUUCAUUUCACUGCUGUGAGAGAUGCCAUCUAGCUGUUUAUUCUACCUAUUCAUAGCCAUUGGAGCAAAUUCUAUACAUGCUACUUCUAGAAACCCUGAUUUUGGAUAUGGUGUGAUGUGUCCUCUUGGCUAUUUCCCUUGUGGGAAUAUCACUAAGUGUUUGCCUCAGUUUCUACACUGCAAUGGACAAGAUGACUGUGGGAAUCAAGCAGAUGAAGAAAACUGUGGUGAUAACAAUGGAUGGUCUCAGCAGCUGGAUAAAUAUUUUGCAGUUUACAAUGAAAGGAUGUCUCAAUAUGCCUUUGAACUGAAAACCUACGAAUGUUUGGUUGAUUCUGUUCCAACAGAAUGUCUCUGCCGAGGACUAGAGCUUGAUUGUGAUGAUGCCAAUUUGAGUGCAAUCCCUUCAGUUUCUUCAAAUAUUACUAUGAUGUCCCUGAAAAGAAAUCUUCUGAAAAAGCUUGCUGACAACUGUUUCAAGAAAUAUCAGGAUCUUAAAAAAUUGUAUCUUCAAGAUAAUGAAAUAAGUUUUGUGUCAGGAUAUGCUUUCAGAGGUCUUUACAAUCUGACAAAGCUAUACCUAAGUCACAACAACAUAACUUACCUGAAACCUCGUGUCUUUGAAGAUUUACAUAAACUUGAAUGGCUAAUAAUUGAAAAUAAUAAGAUCAAAUGCAUCUUUCCACUAACCUUUUAUGGGCUCAACUCACUUAUUCUCUUAGUUUUGAUGAAUAAUGCUCUUGAACAGUUGCCCGAUGAACACCUUUGUCAGCAUAUGCCAAGGCUGCAAUGGUUGGACUUUGAAGGCAACAAAAUCCAUCAUUUAAAUAAUGCCACUUUCAUCUCCUGCAGCAGCUUAACUGUCCUUGUUUUGAGAAGAAAUGAAAUCAACUCUCUCAAUGAAAAUAGCUUCUCUCAUCUUCACAGAUUAGCAGAAUUAGACUUGGCUAGCAACAAGAUUGAAUCAUUUCCUCCGUAUCUAUUUAAGGACCUGAAGGAGCUCUCACAACUAAAUCUUUCAUGCAAUCCAGUACAGAAAAUACAAGUAGAUCAGUUCGAUUAUCUUGCAAAACUCAACUCUCUUAGCCUAGAGGGUAUUGAAAUUACAACUAUCCAUAGAAGAAUGUUCAGUCCUCUUAGAAAUCUCUCCCAUAUAUAUUUUAAAAAAUUCCAGUAUUGUGGCUAUGCCCCUCAUGUACGCAGUUGUAAACCAAAUACUGAUGGAAUCUCUUCCUUCGAGAACUUGUUGGCCAGCAUUAUACAGAGAGUAUUUGUUUGGGUUGUGUCUGCUGUCACUUGCUUUGGAAACAUCUUUGUCAUCUGCAUGAGGCCUUAUAUUCGAUCAGAGAAUAAACUUCACACCAUGUCAAUAGUGUCUCUCUGCUGUGCAGACUGCCUUAUGGGCAUAUACUUAUUUGUAAUUGGAGCCUUUGACCUGAAGUAUCGUGGAGAAUACAAUAGACACGCUCAGUUAUGGAUGGACAGUAUUCAGUGCCAGCUGGUGGGAUCUUUGGCCAUUUUGUCCACAGAAGUGUCAGUUUUAUUAUUAACCUAUCUGACGCUAGAAAAAUACAUCUGCAUUGUUUACCCAUUUAGAUGCUUAAAGCGAGGAAGAUACAGGACAAUUUCUAUUUUGUUUCUCAUCUGGAUUAUAGGAUUUGUGAUUGCUUUCAUUCCACUGAGCAAUAAGGACUUUUUCCAAAAUUACUAUGGCACUAAUGGUGUCUGUUUCCCUCUCCACUCUGAGCAACCAGAAAGCACUGGAGGUAAAAUCUAUUCUGUUGUAAUUUUUCUAGGUGUUAAUUUGACAGCAUUCAUCAUCAUCGUGUUCUCCUAUGGAAGCAUGUUUUACAGUGUUCAUCAGACAGCCAUUACUGCUACUGAAAUCCGGAAUCAUGUGAAGAAAGAGAUGACGCUUGCCAAACGAUUUUUUUUCAUCGUAUUUACUGAUGCACUGUGUUGGAUUCCCAUAUUUAUACUAAAAUUGCUUUCCUUACUUCAAGUAGAAAUUCCAGGUUCCAUAACUUCCUGGGUAGUGAUUUUUAUAUUACCAAUCAACAGUGCCUUGAACCCUCUUCUUUACACACUGACUACAAGGCCUUUUAAGGAAACGAUUAAUCAAGUUUGGCAUAAUUACAAAAAAAGAUCCUCUGGAAGAAAGAACAGCCAGAAAAUGUUUAAGGCAUCAUUUAUCUGGGUAGAAAUGUGGCCCAUACAAGAAACAUUAUCUGAGUUAACAAAACCUGCUCUUUAUACAGACUUUUCAGAAGGAUCAGUUACUAUACAUACAUCAACCAUGAAUCCAUACACAUAAAAUGAAUGCAUGUGUUUUGCUGUGACCUAUUUGCACGUUCGGCAUUAUUUUUAUUUAUUUAUUUAUUUAUUUAUUAUUCUAGGGUUAUUUUUUUCUAGGGUUUUUUUUAAAAUUUUUCUAGGGUUAUUGCCAUUUACACAGUGAAACAAGAAGCACCCCAAUUCAAAUUGUGGAAUUAACAUUUCAGCAGAACAAAAUACAACACUGACUCACCACAGUAUACAUCUAUGAACGACUAUUGUGAGCAUUAGCCAUAAAAACUGGAGGAGAAGGGGCAACCAUGGUGGUUUAUGGUGAUUUGAGGAUGAUGGGUCCAAGAAAUGUUUUGUAUUUUGACAAAUGUUUAAGUCGCAAGGUUUAUUGUAAUAGAAGGUCAGAGUGUAUGAACAAAAUCUUUGGCAGUUUUUUUGGUGAUUGAAAUUUAAAUAAGCAAGCUGAAAGGACAGAUUAGUGAAUGUUUACAUACAGAAAAGUGUUAUUCCCAUGGAUUGCAAAUAAAUUUCCCAGUCCUGCAAUACUGUGAAUGGAACCUAAAGGGCUGGCAGAAAGGCUUUGUGAUCCAUGGUUCCCACCUCUGUCUGCAGCACUAUACCACAUAUUGUUCUAGAGGGUCCCCCAACUUUCCAGAUCGGCUUUGGGGUAUUGAAGGGGCUACAGGAGAAAUUUCCCAACUGGGAAAUUCAAUAAACACAACUUUAAUCAUGUUUCUUGUAGCCAACCUGGUGUUUUUAUAUGUGAUUAUUGUAGUGUUCCAUUUGACUUUACAGUUGCAGCAUGAAGAACUGUAUCAGCAUAGCAACCUGAUGAUCAAAUGGCCUUUUUGAUUUGGAGAAAGGUUUUAUAAAUGCUUGCAUUUGACUUAAUAGAAAAUAGUAUGGCUUGCACUUUGAUGUUUACAUAUUUUGGGAAUAUCUUGAACUCCUGGAUGUAAAUAGAACCAUUGUUGGGUAUUCAAUUACUGUUGUGUUUGUAAAUAAAGUACAGCCUGCUAAACUA
Sphaerodactylus townsendi is the source of this 3475-nucleotide messenger RNA. It is a transcript of the gene RXFP1, whose product is annotated as relaxin family peptide receptor 1. Gene Ontology annotation, biological process: G protein-coupled receptor signaling pathway. The record is from RefSeq and is a predicted model, not a curated record. The transcript is spliced from 18 exons. Gene Ontology annotation, molecular function: protein binding; G protein-coupled receptor activity. NCBI's taxonomy places the organism in Eukaryota, Metazoa, Chordata, Lepidosauria, Squamata, Sphaerodactylidae. Gene Ontology annotation, cellular component: membrane. Bases 188 to 2479 code for a protein of 763 amino acids.